Messenger RNA from Racocetra persica, 975 nucleotides. The record is from the annotation of a GenBank genome assembly. Lineage: Eukaryota; Fungi; Glomeromycota; Glomeromycetes; Diversisporales; Gigasporaceae.
AUGUCUUGUUUACAAUUUUUACAAUUACAACAGACAAAUAUAGAAAAGCUUUUGAAUGAUUUGAUUUCAUCAUAUAAUAAUAAAAAAUUCCCUGAUACAAAGAUAAUCGUUGGUGAAAAGGGAAAAAUUGAAACAAUUUAUGCUAAUUCUUUUAUACUUAAGAUACGUUCUGAAUAUUUUCUAAGUGCUUUUUCAGAAGGCUGGAGUCGAAAGGUAGAUAAAUAUUUUGUUAUAAAAAAGCCAAAUGCCACACUCGAUUCUAUGAAUAUUAUUAUUAGAUUUCUUUAUAACGUAGACUUCAAUGCAUCACAUGAUAUGAGAACACUUUUGAAUAUAUUUUUGCUCGCGGAUAAAAUGGGCAUCAUGGUAUUACAUGAUGAAUUGAAGUCAUAUUUCAUCGAAAAUAUCAUAACUAUUAUGAAAAACAACCCAUUAUUGAUUUUAGAAUUUGUUAAGAUAUUUAUUUUGUAUGAUGAUUUGAAUGAAUUAUUGUUAAAAGCUUUGUGUUUGAAUCCGGCAUUAUUAUUCAAUUUCGAUAACAAAGAAAUUUCUGAAAGUAUUCUCUAUGAAUUAAUAUCGAGGUCAGAAUUAUGUCUGGAAGAAAACUUGUUAUUAAGCAGAAUUAUUCAAUGCUGUUGGAUACAAAUAGGUUUUCAGAUAAGUUUAAAGUCAGAAACCUUUCAUAAAAACUGUGAUGGAAAAGGGCCUACAAUAGUAAUUAUUAAAUUACUUGAUGGUGAUUUAAUAGGUGGUUAUAAUCUAUUAGACUGGGAAGUAAAUAUUAAACCAAGAUCUGAAGAAAUGGCUAUUAGUUGUAGAAGUGAAUACGGUCCAACAUUUGGAAGUACCGAUUUGUAUAUUCAGAAUGGUUUGGAUUUUUGUAUGGUUAUAAAUUCACAUUAUGAAAGUUUAAAUGUAUCAGGAAGAUUUCAGAUAGUAUCUUACGAGAUUUUAAGGGUUAUCAAACAAAGAUAA